Glycine soja is the source of this 1276-nucleotide messenger RNA. RefSeq names its product probable ADP-ribosylation factor GTPase-activating protein AGD11. Gene Ontology annotation, molecular function: phospholipid binding; GTPase activator activity. Bases 1 to 1107 code for a protein of 368 amino acids. NCBI's taxonomy places the organism in Eukaryota, Viridiplantae, Streptophyta, Magnoliopsida, Fabales, Fabaceae. The record is from RefSeq and is a predicted model, not a curated record. The transcript has 8 exons.
AUGUCUAUACAACAUGAAAAUCCUGAGACAAAAGAUGUAAUAUGUCCACAGAAAAGGAUAGCAGAUCUUAUGCAUCACGCUGGAAACAAGUUUUGCGCUGAUUGUGGAACACCAGAGCCAAGAUGGGUGUCUUCAAGUCUUGGAGUAUUUAUUUGCAUCAAGUGUUCUGGCAUACAUAGAAGUCUAGGAGUCCACAUAUCAAAGGUUCUAUCACUGAAGCUAGAUGAAUGGACAGAUGAACAAGUUGAUGCAUUAGCAAAGUUGGGUGGCAAUACAUUAUUAAAUAAGAAGUACGAAGCUUGCCUUCCAAGUAACAUAAGAAAACCAAAACCACAUUCAUCCAUUGAGGAGCGCUCUGAAUUUAUUCGGAGAAAAUAUGAGAUGCAGCAAUUUGUCGACUGUGAUGACAAUUUGUCAUGCCCCAUUAUCCCAUCUCAAGGAAGAAGCAUAUCACUUGCUCUUGCUCAGAGUAGCACUUCAUACUACAAUUCUUUUAUGGACAAGAAACCAUCUGAAAAACAACAAAGCAAACAUCGUAUUGGGAACGCAUUCCGAAACAGCUGGGGAAGAAAAGAUUCUGAGCACAAGGCUGCAAAGAAGAGUACCUCUUUGGCAGGUAUGGUUGAAUUUGUUGGGCUGAUUAAGGUUAAUGUGGUUAAAGGCACUCACCUAGCCAUUCGAGAUGUAAUGACUAGUGACCCUUAUGUCAUCCUUUCUUUGGGUCACCAAUCAGUAAAAACACGUGUCAUAAAGAGCAAUUUGAAUCCGGUUUGGAAUGAGAGCCUAAUGCUAUCAAUUCCAGAGAACAUUCCUCCUCUAAAAGUGCUUGUGUAUGACAAGGAUACAUUUUCAACUGAUGAUUUUAUGGGGGAGGCUGAAAUAGACAUUCAACCUCUAGUUAUUGCCGCAAAGGCCUACGAGAAAUCGAAUAUUAAUGAGUCCAUGCAACUUGGGAAAUUUGUAGCAAGCAACGACAACACCCUUGUUAGAGAUGGUAUCAUAUCUCUUGAUGAAGGGAAAAUCAAACAGGAAAUCUCAGUUAGGCUACAAAAUAUUGAGAGGGGUGAGUUGGAGCUUGAGCUUGAGUGUGUUCCCCUUACUCAAUAGCUGGAUAAAUGUUAAGAAUCAGAACUCAAUUGAAAUCACAUUUUGGAGAAAUCACAUUUUGGAGCACAAAUCAUAGGAAUUUGUAUGUGUAGAUAGUCCUGUCUCAUUCUCUCUUGUACAUUAUUCCAUGACUUUGAUGGGAUUACUUCACUAUCCAAGUUUCUAACUU